Molecule: messenger RNA, 1170 nt
Organism: Diversispora eburnea
Lineage: Eukaryota; Fungi; Glomeromycota; Glomeromycetes; Diversisporales; Diversisporaceae
Source: the annotation of a GenBank genome assembly
AUGAAGAGUGCAAUGGAACUAGAUAAUACCAAUGAAAAAGAUUCUUUAAAUGAUCAAGUAAAUUCUAUGAAUUUGAAUAAUUCAGAGGAUAAUUCACAAACCCUAACAGUUCUAAUAGAUGAUAAUCCAAAAGAUUCUAGUGAUAGCAUAUAUAACACAUGUGAAGAGAGUAAUCAAGAAAAUGAUGAUGUAGAGGAGAAUUUAACGGAUAGCUCAGAUAAAUUUAUUUCUUCAUCUGAAGCACAAUUACCGGAAGGACCAUUACCGGAAGUACGAGUAUUAGUAGAAAUAACCGAAGCGCAAAUAUUAGAAUCACGCCUUAAUGCAAAAUCUAAUUUAAAUAAUCCAAAUGAAAGUGAUUCUACAAUAAAUUCAAAUAAUUCAAAUGAAAGUAAUUGCACAACUGAAUUUAAUGAAGAAUUAAUAGAUAAAGAAGAAAGAAAACGAACUUCUGGCGUAUUAAAUUCUCAAAUAAAUUUUAUAAAUUCUUUGUCUGAUUCCUCAAAAAUUCCUUUCCCAUCACCUAUUAUUAUUCAGAAUGAAGAACCAAAUAUUAAUAAUAUAAUGAAUUCUAUUAAAGGAUAUGAAGAAGAUGAAAUGAAUGAAUUAUCUGAUUCAAUUACAAUUGAUGAUACAAUCAAUACAAUUAAUACGACUAAUACAAUUAAUGAAACUAUAACAGAAUUCAUAAGUGAUAAUUCUAUAGGCAAUUAUACAUCAAGUCAUACAAUUUCAUCUGUUCCUUAUAACCCUUCACAAAUUGCCGAGUAUAUCUUAAAUAAUCUACGUCAAUCAUCAAAUAAAUAUUCUCGAAGUACUUCUAUACAUUCCCCAAAUGUUUCGAUACAUUCCCCAAAUACUCCAAUAUAUUCCCCUAAUGCAUCGAUAUCUGGAAUGACAUUAAGUAAUCAAAUGUUAAAUACAUUUAACUCUGUGAUUGUUUCAGAUGAUGAUGAUGAAAAAAGUAAUAAGAAACAGGAGAACAAAAUUUUAAAUUCUGAAGAAGGAAAUUCCGAUGAUACUGCAUGGCUUGCUGAGAAAGAGAAAAUAUUAAAACUUUAUUCUCAUAAACUUCAUCUCCUUAAACCACGCAUGCAAGAUCCUAAUCUUUGCUCACAUGAGAUAGAAUUUCUUUCCGAUUUUGAUGACGACAGUUAUUUAUCAGAUUAG